AUGAGGGAUUUGGUAGUGAAAGGCCCAAGAGUCCUUAACUGGCUGUGGUUCUUUGGAUUCCCUAACGAAGAGUCGCUUCUGCUGAAGGACUGCAAGUGCCGCUCCCGCCUCUUCCCCAGGACCUGGGACCUGAGGCAGCUGCAGGUGAGGGAGCGCCCUGUGGCUUUGGAGGCUGAGCUGGCCCUGACACUGAAGGUUCUGGAGGCCGCCGCUGACGCUGACUUGGUCCUGGUGGAUGUCUUGGACCAGCCCCUUCACACCCUGCACCACAUCCUCUCCCAGCUCCGGGCCUGUAUCCAGCCUCAGCCGACGGCAGGGCCCAGGCCCCAGGGCCGCCUCCACCACUGGCUGCACCGGCUCCAGGAGGCCCCAAAAAAGGAGUCCCCUGGCUGCCUCGAGGCCUCUGUCACCUUCAACCUCUUCCGCCUCCUCACGCGGGACCUGAAAUGUGUCGCCAGUGGGGACCUGUGUGUUUGACUCUCCCACCAGUCAUGCAAUCUGAGAUUUUAUUUAUAAAUUAACCGCUUGUCUUAAUUUAUUGCCACCCAAUCGCUAUUUAUGUAUUUGUGUGUGUAAACCCAAGUCACCUCCAGGCAAAUGUUUAUUUUUCUACUUUUUAUAACCCUUGUUGAAAUAAACAAUGAGGAAAAGACACCCAUGACGUGGGACUGUGUGUGUGUUGGUGUGUAUUUCCU
Molecule: messenger RNA, 695 nt
Organism: Mandrillus leucophaeus (drill)
Lineage: Eukaryota; Metazoa; Chordata; Mammalia; Primates; Cercopithecidae
Product: interferon lambda-3-like
Exons: 5
Coding region: 1-477 (158 amino acids)
Biological process (GO): innate immune response; defense response to virus; positive regulation of immune response
Molecular function (GO): cytokine activity
Source: RefSeq, a predicted model, not a curated record